Molecule: messenger RNA, 4644 nt
Organism: Acanthochromis polyacanthus (spiny chromis)
Lineage: Eukaryota; Metazoa; Chordata; Actinopteri; Pomacentridae
Gene: epor
Product: erythropoietin receptor
Exons: 8
Coding region: 291-1916 (541 amino acids)
Biological process (GO): cytokine-mediated signaling pathway; hemopoiesis; positive regulation of cell population proliferation
Cellular component (GO): membrane; external side of plasma membrane
Molecular function (GO): protein binding; cytokine receptor activity
Source: RefSeq, a predicted model, not a curated record
AUCCCCCACCCGUCACCAAGUGAGUAAAAACUUCUGUAGUACGUUGUCGCCCCACCUCUUGUUCUUCACUCAUUCGGGUACAAAGUAAACAGCUCGACCUUACGCACCUUAUCGCUCCCCAGCAGGCGCGUAGCCGCGUUGCGCCAUCCACGUUUGGCUAUCUAAAACCAAAAACAAGUUUCCCUCCGAAAGAGAGCUGCGGCAGACGCGUUAGUGGCAGGUUGUUCUUCCAGUGAUGCAGGUGGACAUCAGAGGCCGCGAGUCUUUCUGUUCACAGAGAAGACAAAAGGAUGACAUGUGAUCACCUGAGUCGACUGUUGGCACUUUUUGUGAUUUUCUGCGCCGCGCGAACAGGUUCCGUGGUCCAGGGCGCACGAGAUUUCGAAAAGAAAGCCUCCAUGCUGCUGAAAGAGGAGUCAGAAAACCCCAAAUGCUUUGCUGAAAACAGGAAGGACUUCACGUGUUUCUGGGAGGAAGAUGAGGAGAGAGCUGGCUCUGUGGAUCAAUACACCUUCACCUACAACUACCAGAAUGAAAACGGCAGUCGGUGUCCGCUGAGAGUCGUCCCGGCAGCAGGCGGGAAAAGGCUGUUCGUCUGCCACCUGAACCGAUUCCAGAUGUUCGUCCAGAUGGACAUCCGAGUUCAUCGGGAGGGAAUGCUGAUCCACAAUCGCAGCCUCUUCGUCGAGCUUGUCUUUUUUCUGGACCCUCCCGGUAACGUGACGGUGAGCGGCACCGGUCAGCAGGGCCAGCUGAACGUCAGCUGGGUGCCUCCUCCUCUGAAGUACAUGGAGGACAGCAUGAUGUACGAGGUCAUCUACGCUCCUGAGGGCCACCACGUUGGGCAGGUGGAGGUGGCACGAGCAAGCUCAGAGCUGAUCCUGAGAGGCCUGCAGUCAGGUACAAAGUACGAGGUUCAGGUCCGAGUGAAGCUGGAUGGGCUGAGCUACAACGGCUACUGGAGCGCCUGGAGUGACCCAGUGUUCAUGGAGACUCUGCCAGCAGAACUCGACCCGCUGAUCUUGUCCCUGACUCUCGUCAUCUCCUUCAUCCUCAUCCUGCUGUGCCUUGCCAUGCUCCUGUCCCAUCAGAAGUUUCUCAUCAAGAAGAUUUGGCCAACUAUUCCAACUCCUGACGGCAAAUUCCAAGGGCUUUUUACUGUUUAUGGUGGGGACUUUCAGGAGUGGUUAGGGCAGACCAAUGGAGGCCUGUGGUUGACUCCAGCUCUCGUCUACUCAGAAGAACGUCCGUCUCCUCUGGAAGUCCUGUCAGAACUCAGCCUUUGUCCUCCACUGUCCUCCCCUCCUCUGCCGCCCAAGGCCUCCAAAGCUUUGAGCGCCGUCAGAAAGGAGGACGUGAAGAACGGGCUGGAGGAGAGAGAGCUGUUGGAAAGGGGUAAUUCAGCUCUGACGGAUGGGUGGAGACGCUCACCACAUGACCCCCGGCUGAUGGACCGCCUCCGGGCGUUCCACCAGCCCCAGGUCCCCUUCUCCCAGCUGUCUCUGCUGGAGUCUCAGGACGCCUACGUCACCCUCAACACCAACAACCAGGGUGAAAACGGCCACGUGGAUGACAACUUUGAGGAGGCCCUACCCCUUGAGGUGCUGUUUGCCUCCAGAAAGACGGUGUUGUGUGAGUCCCACUCUGACCUGGGAUCGGUGCAGCAAAGCUCCGGGUCGGGUCGCCUUUCGUCACAGUCCAGCUUCGAGUACCCUCACCAGGCCUGGACAGCAAAAGGUCCUUUGUACACCUACAUGGCGGUUGCAGACUCUGGGGUCUCUAUGGAUUACAGCCCCAUGAGCAGAGUGGACGACAUUGGGAAGGCGGUUUUCUACGCCCACGACUACAAGAAUGAGAUCUCAGCUCACAGAAGACCUCUCCUGUCACGGCAGUACCCGGUUCAUGAUAAGGGCUGAGAUGGAGGUAAACUGGACGGGCUGUACUCGGACUGAAGGCUCUCUGGAUGUUCACACCAGGCCACACAGGCUUUCAUCAACUGUUAAGAGAGGAACCAAGGAGCUGAAAGCUAAAGGAUCCACUGGAUUUAUCUGAUCUGUACAGGACACUACCACGACACAGGAAUGGCAGCCAAAUACUGAUUCUCUGAUCAUCGUCUGCAUGCCGAUGCAUUAGCCCUGCUGUUGUCUUUGUCUACGAGCACCAAAAAAUAUUGUUUCCUUGUCUGAUAAAAUGCAAAAAUUCAGAAAAAAAAUCCCCAAAUUUCUGUAAUUUUCAAAACCUUCAGGAAGAAAAUUCCAAUAAUUCCUUAAAAGUUUUAUUUAAAAAAAAAAGACUGUUAACAAAAUAACCAAAUGUUCUUUCCUUGUUCUUCUGAUAUGUGGUAUGUUGGUGAUAUUCUGAAAUUUUUCUAUUGUCAACAAGCUGAAUUCGAAUACCAAAACUGCCAAAGAUUCAAUCUUUUUACAGUAAACACCCAUGUAUCCAAAGCCUGCUGUGGUGGAGGAAGUACAACGAUCUUUUGUGAAAAAUAGCAAUACCACAGUGUAAAAGUCCUGCUUUCAAAAUCUUAAAGCCUUAGGAUUAAAAUUCUACUUUAAAAAGAUUAAAAUACACUUAAAAGUCAUUUCAGAAUAAUAUCCAUUACUGGAUUAAUUGAUAGUGGUACUUUGUAAUUGUAAUUUUAUUUACUGUAUAUAUUGCUGGGUAGCUAAAUCUAUAAUAUUAGCAUUUUAUUAUUUUUAUUAUUUUCAGUUAAUAAUAUGACGUGAAUAUUAAACUGCAGAGUAGUGAAAGUUGUCAAAUAGUUGUUGUAAAGUAAAAAGUACUAUAUUUGCUUUGAAAAUGUAGUGGAGAAGUGGAAAGUAGUAGAAACUGGAAAGACUGAAGUCAAACAGAAGUACCUCAAAAUUGUCCUUAAGUGAGUAAAUGUACUUAAUAUUUGCAUUCCUUGACAGAAAGGCUGUCAGAUAGUAGCUUAUUCCUUGGUAGCAUGCACUUCUAUUUUAGUCCAACAAGACUGAAAGCAUACAGCUCUGCUAGCAGGCAUGAGUUAGCUACUUUAGCAUGCUAACAUGCUAACGUCGCUAACUCACUACUGCUAGGAGUAUAGGGACAUUAGCGCUGAACUCAAAUUACAGCUGAUCUGAUGAGAGUGUCUUUAAUUUUGAAAGCAUCUGGUCAUAAAACCACAGCACUAAACAACAACCACAAAAGAUUAUGCUAAAUUAAAUGUUUUGGUUCUUUAAUCUGGGCCAAAGUGAUGCAUAUUCAGUAGAGCGCUAAAUGUGUAUUCAUCCGCAGACAAAAAUAAACCCCAACAAAUGCACUAUUGACUCAUGUUUGACUAAUAUUUGUUAAAAACUACACUGCAAGCUCUUUAACUAUAUAUUUGUUUAUGUCCUCUUUGGAUUUGUUGAUGAUACCAAAAACACACACUAUUACCAUCUUUACCAUUUAAAUUUUACUUUGCCUCCAUGGCCACUACACCAGUGUCAUUUCCAAAUCUGAAACUCACUGUAUUUGUAUAUAAUGUGUAUUUUUUUAUGUUUAAUCACAGACCAGUAAGCAGUUUUUAUUUCCCAAACACAGACUUCUGGGACAAAUGAAAUGAUUCCUACUGUAGGCGCUGCAGAAAAGCAUUAAGGUAGUAUUCAGGUGACUGUAGCUGUUGAACUCGUUUUCUAGUCACUGCUGCCAUCUACAGAGCACAGCCACACAUUUCAGGACAUUAAACUGAAGAAUUUCUAGACUUUUUUAUCCUUGUUUGCUUUCGUGGCUAAAGGAAAAUAUCUUGUAAGUGAAUUUAUAGCAACUCUUAAAGUUUGUAAGUACAUUUGUAAAGAUUGUUGAUUUUUGAUUUUAAAAAAGUUGUAAUAUAGUGUGACACAACAGGGAAACAACUGGCUGUCCUGUAAGUUUCUUUUUCAUAAUAGCUUUUUUCUUACUAAGAAAUAUAUAUUUGUUAAGAUAAAGUCUGAUCUUUGGAUGAACAUUGUAAAAUGUCUUUUCUUAUACUAUAAUGCAGAGAAUGCAUAAACUUAAAAACAGAGUACUAUGUCCUUUCAUGUCUUUCAUUAACCCUCCUGUUGUCUUCAUUUACAGGCACCAAAAAAUAUUGUUUCCUUGUCUGAAAAAAAAGUUCAGCAAAAUUUUUUUUCCCAAAUUUCUGAAAAUCUGUAAAACCUUCAGGAAGAAAAUUCCAAUAAUUCUUUAAAAGUUUUAUUUUUAAAAAAUCACCAAAUUUGGCAAGAAAUUCUUGUAAAUGUUUUCAAAAAAUAGUAAAAAAUCUUCCAAAAAAAUCCUAAAAAUAUCAAAAGUGAUUUCAUAUAUAUCAGUAAGACUUCUCAUAUCUACUUCACAUAAAAAUCAACCAAAUUCCAAAAUUUGCUGGAUUUUGGUUGAUUUUUUUUGUGGAUGUUAAGAAACAUUUUUUCACCAAAAAAUGUUGAAAAUGUGGACAUCAGAAGUUUCACUGUGAAAAUAUAUUUUUUUCCACAUUUUCAAACUUUAAAACGGGUCAAUUUUGACCCACAGAAUGACACGAGGGUUAAAAUGAACAUUUAUAUUGUCUCUUGAAUAUGACUUUGUUUUCAGAAGAUUUGUAAAAUACUUUAACUGUGAUAUCAGCCCCUGAAAUCUAAUGUUUCACGCAUGUUGAUUAAUGGAAUAAAAACAUUAACAUGA